Messenger RNA from Cervus elaphus (red deer), 3849 nucleotides. RefSeq names its product zinc finger protein 665-like. Lineage: Eukaryota; Metazoa; Chordata; Mammalia; Artiodactyla; Cervidae. The record is from RefSeq and is a predicted model, not a curated record. Gene Ontology annotation, molecular function: DNA-binding transcription factor activity; RNA polymerase II cis-regulatory region sequence-specific DNA binding. Gene Ontology annotation, biological process: regulation of transcription by RNA polymerase II. The transcript is spliced from 8 exons. The coding region runs from base 291 to 3716 and encodes 1141 amino acids.
CUAGCUUAAAUCUUCUGUGCUUUGCGGUGCUUUGACUCCAUCUUCAGGGUCUUGGAGUCACUGCGGUCUUUAAAUUCCCUCUCACGCACCCACUCGCCAUGUAAACCGAGACGUCAGUGUUAAAAGAGUUCGCAGACCGUUUCCCUUUGGGUUUUCGAUGUUUCUGGGGAGUUGACUGUUUUGAGUCCUUCCUGAGACUGUGCAGCAGAGGACUGUCUGUUCCACAUGACUGACUUCUAAAGACUCAGACUGAGGAAGAAGCCUGGAAGAGCAAAGAAAAGGAGUCAGGAAUGGCUAUUUCUCAGGAACAGUUGACCUUCAAGGAUGUUGCUGUAGAAUUCUCUCAGGAGGAGUGGGAAUGCCUGGACCCUGCUCAGAGGGCCUUUUACAUGGACGUGAUGGUGGAGACCCUCAGGAACCUAAUCUCUGUGGAUAUCUCUCAUAUACAUGUGGUCAAGAAAUUACAACCAACAGCAAGCAGUGAUACAGGAGAUGCAUUCCAAACAGUGACAUUGGAAAGACAAAAAAGCCCUGAAAUGAAAUAUUUUUGCUUCACGGAAAUCCAGGAAGAUGACUUUGGGUGUCAGUGGAAGAAUGAUGAAAGAAAUUACAGAGGAAUGCCUGUAAUGUAUAAGGAAAAUGUAACUCACAGAAGAGAUCGACAAGGUAGGUGGGAUGCAGGAAAGAAGCCUAUUAAAAAUAGACUUGUGUUAAACUUUCAGGAUGAACUGCAUAUAUUUAAGAAAAAUAUUUACAAAUGUCAUGAAUGUGGCAAAUCCUUCAAUUAUGGCUCCUCUCUCAGUAGACACCUUCUAAUCCAUACAGGAGAGAAGUUAUAUAAAUGUGGUAUAUGUGGCAAUGUUUUUCGUCUGAAGUCACACCUUGUAAGUCAUUGGACAACUCACACUCGUGCAAAAAUUUACAAAUGUGAUGAGUGUGGUAAAACCUUUAAUCACGGCUCCUCCCUCCGUAGACAUCAGAUAAGGCAUACAGGAGAGAAAGUGUAUAAAUGUGAUGUAUGUAGCAAAGUCUGUAGUCAAAAUUCCUCUCUUAAACGUCAUCAAAGAAUUCAUACCGGAGAGAGACCUUACCGAUGCAAUGAGUGUGGCAAAACCUUUAAUCGUGGCUCUCACCUCUCCACACAUGAGGUAAUCCAUACAGGCAUGAAAUUAUGUAAGUGUGAUGUAUGUGGCAAAGUCUUUAGUCAGAAUUCAUGCCUUCGAAUUCAUCGGAGAAUUCACAACGGAGAGAAACCUUACAAAUGUAAUGAGUGUGGUAAGGUCUUCCGUCAAAAUUCACAUCUUGGAAGACAUCAGAGAAUUCAUACUGGGGAGAAACCUUACAAAUGUGAUGAGUGUGGCAAGGUCUUUAAUCAGUAUUCAAAUCUUGCAAGCCAUCAAAGAAUUCAUACUGGAGAGAAACCUUAUAACUGUAAUGUGUGUGGCAAGGUCUUCAGUCAGAAUUCAAAUCUUGUAAGUCAUCAGAGAAUUCAUACUGGUGAAAAACCUUACAAAUGUAAUGAGUGUGGCAAAUUUUUUAAUCAAAGAGCAUACCUUACAAAGCAUCAGAGAGUUCAUAUUGAAGAAAAGUCUUACAAAUGUAAUGAGUGUGGGAAGGUCUUCAGUCGAAAUUCAAAUCUUGAAAGUCAUCAGAGAAUUCAUACUGGAGAGAAACCUUUCAAAUGUAAUGAGUGUGGCAGGUUGUUUUCUCAAAAGCCAAACCUUGGAAAGCAUCAGAGAAUUCACACGGGAGAGAAACCUUACAAAUGUCAUGAGUGUGGGGAGGUCUUUAGUCGAAAUUCACUUUUUGCAGUUCAUCAGAGAAUACAUAACGUAGAGAAGGCUUUCAGCUGUAAUGAACUUGAAAUGCCUUUACUUAAUUCUCAACCUUCACUAAGUAUCAGACGCCAGGCCAAGGCCCCGCCCCCGGAAGGGCCCCUCUGGCCACUCUGGCCCCUCUGGCGCCCUUCUUUACGGAACCGGAAGUGGACUACGCGGAGAGAAGGUCACCCCGCUGAGUUGACUUCGAAAGACUUACUUUGCCCAAGGAAGAGCAUAGAAGAGGAAGAAGAGGAAAGAAGAGGAGUCAGGCAUGGCUGUUUCUCAGAUAUCUCUCAUAUGCAAGUUAUCAAGAAAUUACAACUAAAUGCAAACAUUUAUAGAGGAGAAGGAUUCCAAACAUUGAUACUGGGAAGACACAAAAGGAAUAAAAUUGAAGAUUUUUACCUCAGGGAAAUCCAGGAAAAUAUGUGUGACUUUGAGUCUCAGCCAAGAGAUGAGGAAAGAAAUUACAAAGGAAAGCGUGUAUCCCAUGACAAAAAUCUCCCCUGUAAGAGACAGCGGCAUGGUAGACACAUUGCAGGAAUUCAGCCUAUUGAAAACAGACUUCCUUUAAACUUUGAGAAUGAACUGCAGCUUUGUAAAAGUGAACAGAAAAUUGAUGAAUUUAAUGAUGCUCACAGGAGUAUCAUCAUUAAUGCCUCAUUUUCACCACUUCAAGGAGUUUCUUCUACUAUCCAGUCCAACCUUGGUAAUCCAUGUGUGAAUGAUUUUAUGCAUCCUUCAGUACUGACACAAGAUCAGAGGGCACACAAGGACAGCCCUUACAAUUGUAAUCAGAGUGGUCAAACCAUUCAUCAACGCUUAAACCUCACUCAACAUCAGUUGAUCCAUACAGGAGAGAAAAUCUUUAAUUGUGAUGUAUGUCACAAAGUGUUUAGUCAACAUUCAGACCUUGCUAUUCAUCAAACAAUUCAUACUGCAGAGAAAUCUUACAAGUAUAACAAGUGUGGCAAAACCCUUAACUGUGGAUUGCACCUCACUGGACAUCAAAUAAUCCAUACAAAAGAGAACUUAUAUAAGUGUGAUAUAUGUGAAAAAGUGUUUACUCAAAGUUCAUACCUUACAGUUCAUCAGAGAAUACAUACUGGAGAGAAACCAUACAAAUGUAAUGAAUGUGGCAAGGUGUUUAGUCAGAAUUCAUACCUUGCAAAACAUCGCAGAAUUCAUACUGGAGAGAAACCUUACAAAUGUAGUGAAUGUGGCAAAGCUUUCAGUCAAAAAGGAAACCUUGCAAGUCAUCAGAGAAUUCAUACUGGAGAGAAACCUUACCAGUGUAACGAGUGUGGUAAAAUGUUCAGUAUUAGAUCAACCCUUGUCAGUCAUCAGAUCAUUCAUACUGGAGAGAAACAUUACAAAUGUAAUGAGUGUGGCAAAACUUUUUAUUUUGGCUCACAUCUCAUACAACAUCAAAUCAUCCAUUCAGGAGAUAAACCAUAUAAAUGUGACAUCUGUGGGAAAGUCUUUGGUCAAAAUUCAUACCUUGCAGUUCAUCGGAGAAUUCAUACUGGGGAAAAGCCCUACGAAUGUAAAGACUGUGGCAAAAUCUUUAAUCACAGCUCAAACCUCAAGAGACAUCAGAUAAUCCAUACAGGACAGAAAUUAUGUAAAUGUGAUAUAUGUGGCAGAGUCUUCAGUUAUAAUUCAUACCUUGCAAUUCACCGGAGAACUCAUACUGGAGAGAAACCUUACAAAUGUAACGAGUGUGGCAAGGUCUUCAAUCGGAAUUCAAAUCUUGCAAUUCAUCAGAGAAUUCAUACUGGAGAGAAACCUUACAAGUGUAACGAGUGUGGCAGCUGCUUUAGUCGAAAGGCAUACCUGGCAAAGCAUCAGAGUGUUCAUACGAAAGGGAAACCUUUCAAAAACAAAGACUGUUGACAAGCCUUUACUUAAAUCUCAGCCGUCAAUACAUUUGUUGUUGUUCAGUUGCUAAGUCAUGUCUGACUCCUUGCAAACCCAUGGGCUGCAGCACACCAGGCUUCCCUAUCCUUCACUGUCUCCUGGGGUUUGC